Molecule: messenger RNA, 899 nt
Organism: Carassius carassius (crucian carp)
Lineage: Eukaryota; Metazoa; Chordata; Actinopteri; Cypriniformes; Cyprinidae
Product: signal recognition particle 19 kDa protein-like
Exons: 5
Coding region: 101-526 (141 amino acids)
Biological process (GO): SRP-dependent cotranslational protein targeting to membrane, signal sequence recognition; SRP-dependent cotranslational protein targeting to membrane
Cellular component (GO): signal recognition particle, endoplasmic reticulum targeting
Molecular function (GO): 7S RNA binding
Source: RefSeq, a predicted model, not a curated record
UCAGCGUUUAGCUUCCAGUCGUUUAGAAUCAAACGCGGAUUAAACGAAGAAAUGCACUGAUCUAUAUAAAUAUAAGACUAUAUUAUAGAUCAGUGAAGAAAUGGCGCAUCUAUCGACAAAUCCCGCGGAUAAAGAGCGGUUUAUGUGCAUUUAUCCAGCAUACAUCAACAGUAAAAAGACAUUAGCAGAAGGCAGAAGAAUACCUGCAGAGAAGGCAGUGGAGAACCCGUCGUGUGCUGAGAUCCGGGACGUCCUGACCGCUGCUGGACUCAAUGUUCUGGUGGAGAACAAGAUGUAUCCGCGCGAAUGGAACCGAGACGCUCAGUUCAGAGGAAGAGUGCGCAUUCAGCUCAAACUCCAGGACGGAAGUCUGUGCCAAGACAAGUUUGCAUCUAGGAAAGAUGUGAUGUUUUAUGUGGUGGAGAUGAUCCCGAAACUGAAGAGCAGAACGCAGAAGAGCGGUGGAGCGGAGGCCGGAUCGCAGCAGGGAGAAGGAGGGAAGAAAGGAAAGAAGAAGAAGAAGUAGACGACUGAAGAUCAUCCGUCAUGUGUUUGCAAAGCGGCUCAGUUUUGCUUUCUCUUUGACGAUCGGCUGAUUUUAGUUUUUUAUUAUAAACACUCACUUUCAUUUGAGGUACCGCUGUUCUUUAGUUUUUUUAAUAUUUGAUGACCUCUAACACUUUGAACAGCGAGACAGAGGUGUUUCUGUUAAUUAGUGAUGAUGGAUUGUGUUUAAACGAGCGCUGACAGAGCUUGAAAUACAUCGGCGGCUCGUAUGACAGGAUCUUUCGACACGUCUGUGUGUCUGUCAGUGUGUUGUCCUUCAGCGCAGCUGUUCUCGUCUGCCCUCGCAUGAAUAUUUCCAUCUGAAUGUGUGAAAUAAAGAGAAUCGAGCAGCA